This is a messenger RNA of Eimeria mitis, 768 nucleotides long. RefSeq lists its product as uncharacterized. The transcript has a single exon. The record is from RefSeq and is a predicted model, not a curated record. Lineage: Eukaryota; Apicomplexa; Conoidasida; Eucoccidiorida; Eimeriidae. The coding region runs from base 1 to 768 and encodes 255 amino acids.
AUGGCCCGCACCGCAUAUGUGUUGUUUAGGUAUUUGCUGCAGCAGCCGUGUGUGCUGCAGCAGCAGCAGCAGCAGCAGCAGGAGCAGCAGCAGCAGGAGCAGCAGACGUUGGAGGAGCAGCAGAAGCAGCAAAAGGAUGAACUGGCAAUAAAAAUAAAAAAGGAGACAAAUGCACUUUUACUUAUACAUAUAAAGGAGACAGCUGAGUUGAGAGAAAAACAAAGAAACGAAGAGAAGCUGCUGCAGCGACAGCAGCAGCAGCAGAUCCUAAAGAGAAAAUACACGCUGCAGCAGCUGCAGCAGCAGCACAAGCAGCACGAUGAGGAGAUGCAUGCGCUGUGGAGACACCACAGACAGCAGCAGGAAAACAUUCUGCUGCUGCAGCGACAACAGAUGGAUGAUAUUGCUGCAGCAAAAAGACAGCAGCAGCAGCAGCAGCAGCAGCAGCAGCAGCAACUGCUGCUGCAGCAGCAGCACAAAUGUCAAACUGCAGCAGCAGAAAAAAAUAUAUUCCAGUAUUGUGUUGUUGCUCUUCCUGUUGAGAAGCUGCUGCAUCUUUUAGGUGUACUAAGACAAGCUGUUGCUGCUGCUGCUGCUGCUGCUGCUGCUGCUGCUUGCCCCGCCGCGCAGCAGCAGCAGCAGCAGCAGCAGCUGUCUCCUCUCCCCUUACCGUCUCUACAACUCCAUGAAGCAGCACGCUGGUGCUUCUUCGUGCAGCAGCAGCAGCAGCUGCAGCAGCAGCAGCUGCUGCUGUGCGGCCAGCAGUAG